AUGGCCUCCAAUGAAGUGUGCGGUAAACUGGGCGCUGAGCUCUUUGAAGGUGCUGAUGGAGUUAGCCCAGAGCUGUAUGGGGACAACUAUCCUAGGUUCUUUACGUAUUGGACUACUGAUGUUUAUCAAGCAACUGGGUGUUACAAUUUAUUAUGCUCCGGCUCUGUUCAGACUAACAAUAGAAUUGCAAUUUGGGCUGCAAUCUCUCCCAUUUCCUCAUACAAUGGUGAACAAUUCGAUAUUAGCCUAUUGGUUUGGAAGUUAGUGGGUGUUGGAGCAGAAAGUAUUCGGCUACGAAUUCGUGAAGCUGUUUUUCAAAUUCCAAAAUCUGGUCAUGGAGGGGUGAUUAUGGAUAGGGGCACCACUGUGAGUAGCUUCCCGAAGGUGGUUUAUGAAGCGUUAGGUGACACUUUUGUUGCGAAAACCAAGAAUGUCCCUCAACUACCUGGAGUAGAAAUGUUCGACACAUGUUAUAAUUUGUCUGGGUUUGUAUAUCGUAUACCGAUCAUAUCGUUCUAUUUCUCAAGUGGGACAAUCGUGAACAUCCCACCAAAUAACUUUUUAAUUGUUGCAGAUGGGGGAAUUUCUUGUCUUGCAUUUUGCUUCAUCCUCUUCUGA
This is a messenger RNA of Quercus lobata, 618 nucleotides long. RefSeq names its product protein ASPARTIC PROTEASE IN GUARD CELL 2-like. Lineage: Eukaryota; Viridiplantae; Streptophyta; Magnoliopsida; Fagales; Fagaceae. The transcript is spliced from 4 exons. The record is from RefSeq and is a predicted model, not a curated record. Bases 1 to 618 code for a protein of 205 amino acids.